Molecule: messenger RNA, 2333 nt
Organism: Leptopilina boulardi
Lineage: Eukaryota; Metazoa; Arthropoda; Insecta; Hymenoptera; Figitidae
Gene: dgt6
Exons: 8
Coding region: 120-2051 (643 amino acids)
Biological process (GO): spindle assembly
Cellular component (GO): HAUS complex; mitotic spindle microtubule
Molecular function (GO): microtubule binding
Source: RefSeq, a predicted model, not a curated record
UGGCGGCAGUUUUUAAAACUAAUAGUGUAUACAAAGUAACCUAUAAAAUAAUAAUUAUUUUUUUAUUUAAUUAAUUAAUGAGUUAUUAGUUUUGACUGAACAUUUAAUGAAGCGCAAUCAUGUCAAUAAGUACAUCUUUUCAUAAAAAUGUAUCACUGCUUAUCCAAGCCGUUCCACCAAGUUAUGACUUCAAAAAGCAUUAUCGAGAAGGAAUGUUUGAGAAGCCAAACACAAUAGGAUUUAUAAAUGUAUCACAUUACCUUUUGUCAAUUUAUGAUCCUGAAAAUAUAAAGAAGAUGAUAGAAUGGCCUGUUGUUUGUAAAAAAUCCGAAGCAAAAUAUCGAAAUGAUGUUAAGGAAUUUUUAAUUUUAAUUGCAAAUGAUAAUCCAGAUAUUGGCUUCCCUUCUAUUGUUCCUUCUCUUUUGCUUAGUCCAGGAGGAACAAAAUUUAUAAAAGUCAUGUGGAAAUUAUCUCAAGUGGCAUUGAGACAAUAUAUUAAAAGACAAAGCGAUCAUGAAACUUUAUUUACUCCGAAAAAAGGAGCUGCGGAGGAAUUAACUGAAAAUUUAAUCAACAAUAUUAUAUAUGAUAUAAAUGACAGUAAUAUGCAAAUUCAUGAGAAUUUAUUAAAAGAAGAAGUAAAAGCCCGAGAAUAUACAGAACAACUAAACGUAGAAAUAAAAAAAACACAAAAAGAUAUUUUUGAGCAAUUAGAAAUUGUGUCAUCAUUAGCAACUGAAGCUCCUGUUCAUCCGUCUUUUCAAAAAAGAUUAUUAGAUAUUGAUGAUGAAGAAAUUAUUCAAAUGUGGAAAAAUGAUUUAAAACAAAAUUUAGACUACUGUAAAAAGAAAAUAGAAAUACUAAAAAAAAUAGAAGAAGUCAGUAAAAUUGUAUUCACCAUGGCAUCAAAUAUCAUUAGUGACACAACAGUUCUUAAUACAAAUUUUCUUCCAAGAGUUCAUGUUAAUACAAUUUCAGAAUUACCAUUGGCUAAAAUUAAAUUUCUUUCACAGAACGUUUAUACAAAUGGCAAUUUAAAUUUAAAUAAUUAUUUUCUUCUAUUUAAUGCAAUUAUUGAAUAUUUUGGUACACACAUUAAAAAUAAUGGUUUUCUUGAUUUUUACAAUUGCUUCUCACAAUUAGAAGCCAGUAGUUCUGAUUUAAAAAUAAUGAAAGAAUAUUUUUGUGAAUUACACGAAAAAGUAGUUGAUUUUUCAUCACACAUGCAACAAAAACAAGAAGUUUCAACUGAUAUUCAUGAUAUUGGCAAUGAAUCAUUAAUUGCGUGUUCUAAUUUGAAAAAUGUCAUGUUCAUGCCAUCACCGCCAAUACAAUUUAAUUCCAAUAAUGAAAGAAAUGAAAUGCACAAUAGAUUAAAACUCACUCCCGUCGAAGGAGUUCAUAAACAAUUAUUUGUAAGAUACAAUAAAAAUAAGGACAAUUCAAUGAUGAAUGCGUCAAAAUUAAGACAGAAUUUAGUAAUAACAAGAAUCAAUUUUGACGAUACGAUAUCAUCCGAUAUUGACAGAUCGCCUUGUAGACGUUUUGUUCCACCUAAAACAAUUUGGUCCAACUCAGCUAAACCUAUGGGGAAAUAUUCCCGUCUAUUCUCCAGUCGUUCAUCUCAAUCGGCUAAUAAAACUGCUAAUUGUAGUUUAUUGUCCAUUCCCUCAAAUUCAAAAGCUAAUUCAACUGCCAUGAAUAUUAUCGGCGAAGUCAGUAGCGCCGAAUUGACAAUUGAUCUUACAAUGAUAGAAAAGAAAAGUACGCCUAAGAGGACAAAUAAAUUUUUUGAUAUUCCUGAAAUUAUAGUAAAAUCAGAAUUGGAAAUAACAGCACAAAAACCAUGUAGUCCAAUUAGAUUAAAUUCAGAAGUAGAUAUAACAUCUCAUAAACCGUGUAGUCCACUUACAUCACCAGUGAGAAAUGACACGCAAAAAGGAAGAAGACGCUCUAUCAAUGAUCUAGUAGAACGUUAUAGAAAAUUGAUGCAAAAAUCAGAAACAAACGCUCAAUUAAAUUCUGUCCUCGACGCAAAUGAGGAAUCUUGAAAAAGAAUAAAUUUCAAUCAUAAUGGUAUGAUUUACAGUUAUAAUUUAAUUAGAAUUCAAUAAUUUUAACAAUGACUUUUAAGUCAUAAGUCUUGUAAAUAAAAAAAAAACUAUUGCAACUUUUCUUCAAACAAAUAAAAGUUGCGUGUUUAUUUUUUGCUUUUUAAACAAACUAGACUGAUAUUUGUAAUAUUUUCAUAAAAUGUAUAUAUAAAUUAGAAUUUUGGAAAAAUAUAUUCAACGUAUCAAGAAUAAAUCUGUAAACCAGAGAUAAAUUAUUUA